Paramecium tetraurelia is the source of this 7971-nucleotide messenger RNA. RefSeq lists its product as uncharacterized. The transcript is spliced from 7 exons. The record is from RefSeq and is a predicted model, not a curated record. Lineage: Eukaryota; Ciliophora; Oligohymenophorea; Peniculida; Parameciidae.
AUGCAGGUCUUGACUUAGAUAAUUAGAAUGCAAGGCUUGUGCACUAUGUAUCAUUUGAUGAGCAAAAUAAAUAAAUUAAGCAUGUAAUAAAAAUUACAACAUUAUCACAAUCAAUUUAAGAAGAAUUUAUAGUGGACAAUUAAAAUUAUGAAGGACUUUGGGUAGCUCAAUACUUGUACUUUAAAGGGCAUUAAAUAAUAGAAUGGAUUUCAAUAAAAAUAAAUUUCUUCUGAUUAUUUUACACAGAAUUAGUUUCUUUUAAUUCAAGGUGGUAGUUUGAAGAUCUUCGAUACAAUUCUAAGUUAAACUCUUCUCUUAAGUAGUUUUCCAGGAAGCUUGACUUUUUUUUUAUAAGAAGAUCUGUCAAUUUUAGAAGAUAUCAAUUUUAUCGAGAAAUGUUUCCCACAAUAAAAUGAUUAAUUAUCGGAUUAUUUUUCUAAUGAAGAGGGUAAAUACACCGAAUUUUAAACUGAAAAUGAGUAUGUGAAUUCAUUCUUUUUAUAAUUUUGGAUGAAAAUAAUACCCUCAAAAUUAUCCUUGAAUCACAUUUUAAGAUUGUCUAUAAAUAAAUCCUCUAAAUUUAUAGGGUAAAUAGGUAGCAAUAGUGUUGUUAUUAAUUAUGAAUAUAUGUUAGAGGAUUUGUUUUAUUAUGUUGAAUAUUAUUCAUAUGAAUUUCCAAUCGCAAAUCCAUCUUAAUAGAAUCCUUACAAAAAAUUUGUUUAGGAUUCAAUUUCAAUUGAAUUUAUAACUAAUUGGCAUUUAAUUUAAGUGAAAUACCUUGACAAAUAAUUAAUGGUUUAAUUGGAGAGUUUCAUAUUAAAAGUGUAAAAAAUAAAGAUCUUUGAUGAUGUAAAUUAAUUUACAAAUACGAAAAUGAAGAUUUAUUUUGGAGGAAAUUAAUAUGAAAUAAGUAACAACAAAAUAGAAAUUGCAUCUGUCAUAUAUGAAAAUUGUUUAGACAAAAAUCAAUAAAUAUAAUAUUGUCACUAUAGUUGUAAAACAUGUUUUGGACCAUUUAGAUCUUAAUGUUUGAGUUGUUCCGAUUAUUAGAAUAGGAUAUAUGAUCCUAUUAAGAAGAGCUGCAAUUGCUAACUAUGGUAUUAUGAAAAUUAGGCUGAUCAUACUUGUAUUGGAUAAGAAUAGAAAUAAUACAUAGAAACAAUAGAAUAUCUUAAGAAUGAUCCUAGAUAUGAUGAAAAUGAGUAAUUCAGAACAUGUGCUUUUGGGUAUUUUUUAUACAAAGAUGAGUGUAUUUAAUGUCCAGCGGCCUCAUAAAAAAAUAUAAUUUUCUGCAUUAAUUGCUUGAUGGAUCCUGAUAAUUGGAUCUAUUCUGGUUUUUGUUUCUCUUAAUAUCUUGAGCAACCAGGAAUUGAAAAUGCUGUGUAUGAAGAAUUUAGGUCGACUAAAUUUGAUCCAUAGAAAUUAUUUAUUUUAAUAGAUAAUGAAUUAUCGUCAUGUGGAUUUUGUAGUAGUUGCACAUUAAAUGAAUAUAAUAAUGAUAGGUGUUUUUUAUAUCCUUUUAAACAUUUAGAUCAACCUUAUUACAUUUAAUGUAGUUUUGGAUAUGAUGAAGAAACUUAUCAAUGCAAGUUUGAUUCGGAUCCGUAUUUUUUCAAAGUGUGCGCUGAAAAUUGUGGAGCAUGUGAUUUUUUUGGUGAAUGCAAUUAUUGUAUAAAUCCAACUGAAUAUUUCUUUACUUGGGAAAGAAAAUGUAGACAAUGCAAAGUUAAAAAUUGCAAAUAUUGUUUCUAAUAUAACCGAUAUGAUCAUAGCUAGGUUUCAGUAAAUUCAGAUAUAGCUCAGGUUUUAAUUUCAAAAAAUGAAGAAGAUUACAUUAUGGCAUGUGCUCUCUGUAAUUAAGGUUAUGUAUUCAACUUUUAGAUAAAUGAAUGCGUUUUAUAAUAAAUAACUUAUCCUUGCAUUAAUGGUUAUAUAAAUGAGAAUUCGCAAUUCCUUUGCACUAAUACUUAAGGAAUCUUCAAUUAACUAGAAAACAACCUAGUUUCAGAAUUUCAUGAUUGCUUGAAAUAUUUUCUUAAUUGCAUGUCUUGUAUUUAGGAUAGUUUUAGGAUGAUGUAUUGUAUCUCUUGCAUAGAUGGAUAUUAUUUAGAUUAUCACAAUGGUCUUUGUAUAUCUUGCGAAGGUUAAUUCCCAAAUUCAAGUAAAUGCGGGAUUGAAACUUCAACCUACGAUUCUUGGAAAUAUGAGUUAGUAAGCUUCUUCUUGAAUUUUAUACCUAAUAGUACUCCUCUAUAGGUGAUAGGAUUAUAUUAUAGGACAGAUUAUUAACUUUUAGAAUGCAAAAAAGAUUAUACUAUUUAUUCAAGAACUUGUAUUCCAAAGUUGGAGACUAAAUGUCUUGUUUGGAAUCGUAGUGGUGCAUGUUCUAAAUGUUAAAAUUUAGAUCAAGAGAAUGAUGCAUAAUCCUUUUUUGAAAAUAGAUGCUAAAUCUGUCCCUAUCCAUGUAGAUUUUGUCUUCCAAUUUCUGAUUCUAAAAUUAACGAAAUAAAUCCUUAUUUUAUCAUUAAUUCGGAUUCUAAGGCCUAAACUUACCAGUGUUUGCUAAACUUAAAUCAAAAAGAAACCUUUAUUUAUCAAUAUAUUGGGUAAUAAAUGCCAAAAGACACAAACAAUAAAAAAUUAUUACGUACAAUUCAAUAACCUGUAUUUCCAAAUUCCCCUGUAUCGAAUGCUUAAGGCUAUAUUGAUUUAGAAUAUUUAAAAAGACGAAAAGUAACCACUUAUAUUGACAAUUAUAAUGCCUUUAGAAAAGAGGACCCUGUAAACUUAAGAUCAGUCCUUUUUUUUCUUUUGAAUUCUACUGUUUUAUAUGAUGGAUAUAAUGAUACCUUUCAUGAAAAAUAGAUUUCCAUCUUUAAUUAAACUACUGUUAGUUUAUAAAAUGUGAGAUUUUUCUCAUCUAAAAACCACAUUAUCAUUUCUUCUCUAUUAGGUGUUAAUAUUUACAUACAUAACAUUACUUUACAUAAUUAAGUAAGAAAUAGCCCAAUUUUAACAAUCAAAAAUUUUACGCACAUAAUAAUCUCAAAAUUAGAAGUAUAUGAUUUGACUUUAUCUGAUGCUUCUCUCAUUAAUUUAAACAAAGAUGACAAUUUAACUAAAUUUUAUCCUUUCGUAAUUCAAGAAAUUGUUUUGAAAAACUGUGUUUUUAAAAAUAGUUCUUUUAUUUAUCUUUCUUCAAAGUUUUAAUCUAUUGGUUAAUUUAUAAUCAAUAAUAUAAUUAUAGAUAAUUGUUCCUUUGAGAAUUUUGAAUUAAUAAAACUGGAAGGUCAAUUCAUAGUUGUUCAAAAGUUUGUAUUAGAAAAUAUCAAAAUUAUGAAUUCUAGUUUAACCAAUAGUUUAUUUUUGGUUAUUCAAAAUACAAAUUUUAGCUUGCUAAGUGGAAUCAUUUUACAAGAUUGCAAAUUGAGUAAAACUACAUUGAUAUCACUCAAUCCUUAUAGCAUAUUAAAGAAAAUAUCAUUUCUUAAUGCAUAUUUGGAUAAUUCAGUAUUCUUAUUAUAUACUGAAACUAUUAAGCCUGCAUACAUACAUAAAAUUGAUGACAUAUAUAUGGAGAAUAUCUUUAUUUGUGGUAUGAACCUAAUCAAAAUUUCUCAGAGCCUACAUGAAACUUCCUCAAUUGAAAUGAGUAAAAUUACAUUAAGUUAAAUAUAUUUUAAUUGUCCACUUUAAAAUGUAAUGCCAGAAAAAAGUACAAUUUGUAUAUUCGAUUUAUCUAGCAAUAAAAUAGAUCUAUCCCUACUAAGGAAUGAUUAAAUUAAUAAUUAUUGGAUUUUAUGUAUUAACAACUCAAACUUUUUCAAAAUAGAUGAUAUUCUACUAAAUUCAUAUCAAGUAUUUUCAUCUGAUUCGAAUGAAAACACCACAAAAUCAAGUUUAGGUCCCUUAAACUCGGGAUUACUUUAGUUAAAACAAGUGCUAACAGCUACUUUUUCAAAUAUUAUUAUCAGAUCAUAGAGUCUAAUCGAUUCAUCUAUUAUUUACAUCAACUCAAAGAAUGAAUAAUAAAUAAAAACUCAAUCACUUUCGUUUUCAAAUAUUGUAUUUGAAAAUAAUCUGUUGAUUAAGACCUAAAGCUUUUCAUAAACUACUUUACUCUAUCUAGAAUUUGAAGAUAAAUGUAUUAUAUCUAUUUCUGAUAUUACUUUUACUCAGAAUUAUGUAAUACAUCAAAUUUUCGAUUGCUUUACAAUCUCCCCAAGCCUCAUAUGUAUUAUAACCUAAUCUUUGGCUUAAUUAAAAAAUGCCAUUUUUAAAGAAAAUGAAUAUGUGAAUUCUUGUUUCUCAUCAUUAUAUAUUAAAUCAUCAGAGAUUUAAAUGGAAUUUAUUAAGGCAAAAGGUAUAAAUGUAUUUGAUUUUGAUUUAACAAGAUAUCUGUCUUCAAAUAAUAGUUUUAACUCUGGAGGUUUCUCCCAUUUAUAUGGUUCCUAAAUUGCAAUUACUAAUUCAAAUUUUGAAAAUGCAUUGGUUUAAGAAACUGCCUACUUUAAUAUAUAUCUAUAAAAUGAAGGUAAUAUGAUUAUCAAUAAUACUACAAUUAGUGGUAUAAUAGUUUCAACCAAGUUAGAUAAUAAUUAUAAUGAAGCAUUAUUUGUGAUAGACAGUACAAAUUCAAAUCUAAAUAUUGACAUCAAUAAUAUGUAAAUCUCGAAUAUUCUAAGUCGAUAUACAUCUGGCAUCUUUAAAAUUAAUCCCUCCAAAAUUAAAAAUUAACUCAGGUUAAAUAAUAUUUUUGUAGAAAAUGUUUUAUCUAAAUAAUAAUACUUUUUAGAUUUGAUUUGCACAAAUAAUGUUGAUAAUUCAGUUGAGAUUUCUGAUUUUUCUUUGACUUUAGAAAAAAGCUAUUUUAGGAAGUACCAUGAAUUUGUUUAUAUUGAUGAUAAUCCCAAUUAAUUAUCUUAAAUAGAUAUCUAAGGAAUGAUUGUAAUUACUAAUAGCUCAAUAAUAUUUUCAAGGCUGCAUUUUACUGGUUUUGCUCCAAUUACAAUUUUAUGCCUAGAAGAUACCCCUAAAAUUAUGAUCAAUCAUUUAGUUUUUGAAUAAAUAGAAGUGGCAACACAAAAGCUAAAUAUUAUAAUACACGAAUAUUCUGGAAAUUAAUCAAAGAUAAUUAACAUGUACCUUAGUUAGUUAGUAAUAAAAGACACAUAUAAAAAUGCUUAUAUUCAUGUUGAAUCAUUCUUUGAAAUCUAAUAAAGUUUUCCUAAGAAAUUAAUUUUAAGAGAUUUUCUCAUUGCGAAUAAUACAUGCUAGACUUGUCAAAAUGGACUGAUUUGCUUCAAUUAAAUUAAAAAACUUUUUCUUAGUAAUUUGAUAUUUUACUAAAAUCAUUGUGGUUUAUUGUCUUGUUUGAUGCUUAAUCAUGUGAAUCAGAGUACUAUCUUCAAAAAGAGUAGGUUUAUUAAGAAUUCUGGAACUUAGGGAGGAGCCAUCAAUGUAAAAGCUGGUAAAAUAGAGAUGAAAAAUAUUUUGUUUAUGUAAAAUGAUGCUGAAAGUGGUGGAGCUCUAUAUUCAUAAUCUUCUUCUAUGAAAUUAGAGACAUUAAUAUCAGAAUUAUAUCUAAUUUAAAAUACUGCAACUUUUGGAGGAGCUAUUUAUUUAGAAAAUCACAAUUUUAGAGCAGAGGAGUUGUUAAAAGUUUUUUUAUUAGAGAAUAAAGGAAAAAGAUAUGUAGACAAUAUCAAAGAAAACCCAUCCCAACUCAAAUUAUCCAUAUUUAAUUAAGAAUUGGAUACUAAAUCAAUAGCCAAUAUGGGAUAACCUAACUUUGAAAAAUAUAAACUCAACACGAAUAUCAUCUACAUUCCAAGUGGACAAUAAAUUAGUAAUUAUAGUAUUCAGGAUUUAGAAAGGCAAGUUUUCGAAAACUACAAUUUAAAUCCAAAAUUAUAUGCUAUCAAUAACUUAGGAGAAAAAUAAAUCAACUUAUAGGAAUACUAAUGUGUAUUAAAUUAAUUAAAUAAUGAAAGCCAAUUUUAUCCAAAUCAAGAAUAAAUAAUAUCUUUUAAUUUAGAGAGCUAAUCUUUUGAUUUUUCAAAUUUAAUUAUAAGUUUAGAUCCUUAUUUAAAAUCUGAAACCAUUUUUGUUUUUGAUUGUAAUUGCUUUACUGAGUCUUAAUACAAGUUUUAUUUAAGUGUUAAGUCUUUUCCUUGUCAAAUAGGAGAAUUUUAUUAUUUUACCCAAUGUAUGAAAUGUGACGAAUCAAAAGGAUUUUAUUCAGUUGAACUUGGAGCAACUUUUUGUUAAAAAAUGGAUCCUAAUAUCAUUCAAGCAAACACAGCAAGUGAGAUCUUGUUAUAACCAGGUUUUUGGAGGCCUAAUUAUAGAAGCAAGUUUAUCAACAAAUGCACAAGAUAGAAGAAUUUAUGUCUAGGAGGUUGGAAGCCUGGUGAUGAAUCUUGUAGUUUAGGCUAUAUUGGAGCAUUAUGUGAAGAGUGUGAUAUAUACAACAUCAAAGGGGAUGGCCAAUAUUUUAAAAAUAGGAACAACAAAUGCGUUUUUUGCAGUGAAUUUGGAUUAUCUAUAUUCAUAUCACUUUUAUUUGGAUCAUUAACAAUAGGUUCAAUGAUACUUACUGUAAGUAGUGUAAACACCAUUUUUAAAAGCUUUCUGAAAUUUAAAUUAACCUCAAAACAUUAUAAGAUCUUAUUUAAUCAUAGCUUAGACUAAUCUGCUGCCUUAAUUAAAACUGUUGUUAAUUACUUUUAGAUUUUAGUAAGAAUUAAGUCCUUUCAUUUAGAACUUUUUUUUAAUAUUAUUGAUAUACUUACUCCUCUAAGUAAUCCUAUUGGCACAUAAUCCUAUUCUUACGAAUGUACUUUAAGUUAACAAACGGAAUUGCAGAUAAUAUACAUAAGUCUCAUUAUUAACUUGUUAGCGCCUAUCUUUUUCUAUUUUAUAUUUUUAACAAUAUACUUAAUUUUGAUAUAGAAAAAGAUGCUAAAAUUGACACCAACUAUCUAUGCAACUGCCAUAUUUUAUUUAUUUUUUUAUGCUCAACCCAAUAUCAUUCUAGAAUUAGGAGAAUUAAUUACUGCAAGAAAUAUAUCUGAAAUUUCAUACAUAAAUCGAAAUGUCUCAAUACUUUACUUUACAAACACUCACAUUUCUUGGGUCCUAUUUUUUAUUACCCCAAUUUUAUUUAUUAUCGGUAUCAUAAUCCCUCUGAUAUUAUUCCUCAUAUUAUAUAACAAAAGAUACAAUCUUAAUUAAGAAAAAGUCAGGAAAAUAUGGGGAUACAUAUUUAAUGAUUACAAGGAAUCAUCAUUUUAUUGGGAAAUUUUUAGAGUAUCUGAAAGAGAAAUCUUAUUGUUAUCUCUUAUCAUUUUUGAAGAGUAAAUUGAAAUUAAAGUUAUUUUAACCUUUUUGAUAUUAUUUUUAUAUCACAUUAUUGUUUUAAACAAAAAACCAUUUAAUAUGGAAACAUUAAAUCGAUUUGAAUAAAAGUGUAUUACCUUAUCCAGUUUGAUUUUUCUGAUUUGUGGAAUUAAAUAUCAAAUUUAGAUAUUACAAAUACCAUCAAUUGAUUUCAUCUUGCAAACAUUACUACUAAUAGUAUUCAUCAUGUUUUUUUACAUCUUAAUCAAUCAAACAAUUUCAACAUAUUAUCAGAAGUAUACUGAUAGAUUAGAUGGUAUUAGGAAAGGUUUGUUAUAAAGAUUCCCAAAAAUCUUAAAAAUAUGCCCUUUUUUGAGAAAUUAUCUAAAAAUAAGAGGCGAUAUCAAGAUUAAACUAAAGACAAGAGUUAAAUUAAUAAAGGAAGCUUUACACAUGAAUAAAGGAGAAAAUAUAAUGUAAAAUUAACAUCAAAAUCUACUUUCAUAUUCCUUGUAAAAAAGCAUUUAUCCCGAAGAAUAAGCUUUAAAUUUUUAAAAUCUUUAGACAAAUUAAAAAAAUAACGAAAAAGAGAAAUCACAUUUUGUAAAAGAUUUAGUUCCUUUUUAUUGA